Messenger RNA from Anguilla anguilla (European eel), 2937 nucleotides. RefSeq names its product RNA-binding protein MEX3B-like. The coding region runs from base 286 to 1926 and encodes 546 amino acids. NCBI's taxonomy places the organism in Eukaryota, Metazoa, Chordata, Actinopteri, Anguilliformes, Anguillidae. The record is from RefSeq and is a predicted model, not a curated record. Gene Ontology annotation, molecular function: RNA binding. The transcript is spliced from 2 exons.
GAGUGCAGUCUGUUCACCGCCAGCCCAGACAGAGAUACCAGCUGAGCCGAGUGGUUCGCCGGGAGGGGCUCCGGCGUUCCUGCGACCAUAAUACACUUUCCGUCCGUCCCGUAGCACCGGGCUGGCGGGCUCGGACAAAUCUGUGUUGACUGUCUUGCACUGAUACUAGAUUGUUAGGGGAAGCACCGCUGGCUUCUCUCACUCGCCAAACCGUGUUGUCCUCCUGCUGCCUUCCCCUUUUGUUUGCUCCUCUCGAUCCGCGGGACUGCUAGCUAGAUACCGAAGAUGCCCAGUUCGCUCUUCGCAGAUAUGGACAGAAAUGUGGGCAGUCAGGUGGACGCCCUGGGGGACCAAACCGUCCUACAGAUAGCACUGGACCAGCUGCUUGGCUUGGACAACGAUGACAGCUCUGUUUAUGACAACGAGCCGAGGAAGAAGAGUGUUAACAUGACCGAAUGUGUCCCGGUUCCCAGCUCGGAGCACGUAGCCGAAAUCGUCGGCAGGCAAGGCUGUAAAAUCAAAGCCUUGCGAGCAAAGACCAACACCUAUAUCAAGACUCCGGUGCGAGGGGAGGAGCCGGUGUUCGUGGUGACGGGCCGAAGAGAGGACGUAGCCAUGGCAAGGAGAGAGAUCAUCUCGGCUGCAGAGCAUUUCUCCAUGAUCCGAGCCUCCAGGAACAAGAACGCCAGCCUGAAUGGCGGGGGUGGGGCAUCCAUCCCUGGGCCCCCCAACCUGCCUGGGCAGACCACCAUCCAGGUACGCGUGCCCUACAGGGUAGUGGGACUGGUGGUGGGGCCCAAGGGGGCCACCAUCAAGCGCAUCCAGCAGCAGACGCACACCUACAUUGUCACGCCCAGCCGCGACAAGGAGCCGGUGUUUGAGGUGACGGGCAUGCCCGAGAAUGUGGACCGCGCGCGGGAGGAGAUUGAGGCCCAUAUCGCCGUGCGGACGGGAGGGUUCGUGGAGCUGACCGAUGACAAUGACUUCCAUGCCAACGGCACGGAUGUGGGCUUCGACCUGCACGGCCACCCCGCUCUGUGGAGCAAGGCUGCUGCCACCACCACGCCCACCGCCGGCCGUAAGCCCUUCGCCAACUACCGCAACGACAGCUCCAGCUCCCUGGGCAGCGCCUCCACCGACUCCUACUUUGGCAACAAUGCCGGCUCCCGGUUGGCCGACUACAGCCCCCCCAGCCCCACCUUGAGCUACACGGCCUCCAGCAAUGGCAACAACAACAAUAACAACAACAACAACGCCAAUAUUAACGGCAACAUUAAUGGCCACGGUGACAAGUUUGUCUCCAUUUCCCCAGUUUGCACUGAUCUGACAUUUAAAUCUUCACCAGGAUUCAACCAUUCCCCUGCCACGCCCUCUGCUCCCAGUCUGCUGUGGUCACAGUAUGACCACCCUGCACCUUCUGGCGGUGCCCCGCCCACUGUGUUUCCAGCUGCUGCUUCUGCAAACGGCAGCGGGGGCGUUGGGAACCAGCGGGCCCCAUCCAGACUGUCCCCUCCCCUGCACCAUCACCACGCCAAUGGCCUGUCCCAGCACCCGCUGGCUCGCAGGGUGUGCAGUGACCCAGGAGGGGGCGCCCUCUCCUUUUCCACCUUCUCUAGCUGUGGGCUGUCCAAUGGGAUGGAGGAGACCUCCAUGUCCGGGCCACACCUCCCUGAAAUGCCAUCCGACUCCUCCGCUUCAUCGGAUUCCUCAACAUCCUCAUCCUCCUCUUCCUCUUCCACGGGUACGAGCCGGAAGGGCAGCCGGGACUGCUCGCUGUGCUUUGAGAGUGAGGUGAUUGCCGCACUGGUGCCCUGCGGGCACAACCUGUUCUGCAUGGAGUGUGCCAACCGCAUCUGUGAGCGGAACAAUCCGGAAUGUCCCGUCUGCCACACUGCUGUCACUCAGGCCAUACGCAUCUUCUCAUAGGACAUGCCCAACUGGGACACACCCCACAGCAGACUAGAACUGUUGUGCAUUUUGAAGAUCUAAUGACACAUGUAUACAUGAACAUGUGUGUGGGUGUAGUCAUAAGUAUUUGUCUGUGUUGACAUAGAGACAUGUAUAUGUAGAAACAGGGAAGUUUUUGUGUAGAGAAAGUGGAGCGUGUGUGUGUAGACAUAGAGACUUGUGUGUGUGUGUGUGUGUGUGUGAAGUCUGCAUGCUUGUGUGCAUGCAUGUGUGCACACAAGGCUGCAGCAUCCCAAAGGAGCAGUGGUCAGGGCUCUGCUGUUUGUUUGUAAUGUACUGUAACCUGGGAACAUUUACAACAUCUAAUGCAUGCUUUAAAUAUUAGAGUAUAAUUGCAAGCUUUGCAGUAAAUUAGCUGUUUGCGGAGUUAUGAAAUGGAGGAAGACACCUAAUGGGGUUAUUGUUUCAUGGCGGUGAAGCCUGUGUGCGAAAUGGGCCUUCAGGCUUGACUGCUGGAAUGUACUGGAGGUGCAAGUAAUGGUAUAGGUAUGUGGGACUAUAAUGAAUCUGCAGUGAGUAAGAGUUACAGCAUAUAUUGUGUAUGUAAAUGCCUGUAUACAUAGAUCCAAAAUUUCACAAGUUUAAAAUGUAAAUAUGAAUUACAUUAAUACAGAUCAAAGUAUUUUAUUCUUUGACAUGAAAGACUAUAUUUCGUAUUGCAAAGAUGUUUACAAGUAUUGUAAUUUUAAGUUCAGUGAACUUUUUUGUAGCUGGGUAAAACCUUUUAUCUUUCAUUUUCAGUAUGGCCUUAAGGCAGAGAACACUGUAUAAUUUUAAUAUCAUAAACUGUUGGGCUGAAUUACAAACCACAACAUGUAUUUCAAUUAUCACUAUUUUGUUGGGAUGGGUUUUUAAGUUCAGCAAAAAUGUCUUUUAAAAUCCGUUCACCUGGCAUAUUUUUUAUUCAGUAAUAUAAAGCAUAUUUUAUUCUAUAUUAUUACAAAACCUGAAAAGUAUAAAACUUAGUAA